AUGGUCACAAGAGGAUUCUAUGACAUCCGAAGUGUACUUAUUAUGGACGCGUUAAUCAUUCAUAAAGUUUUGAGUGACGAUGACAUGAGAAUAAUGCUCGAUAUUCAACAAAAGGAAAUCAGAGGCCUUUGCUCAAAAUUAAAAGAAGAUCAUAUACUCAAAGACCAUCUUCAAAAGGAAGAAGGAAAUACAUACCGACCAAUCACAAAAACUUACUACUACAUCCAUUACACAGAAGCUGUGGAUGCUAUUAAAUGGAAAGUCCACCAAACUGUGAAAAAAAUGGAAGACCAAACGAUUGCUGACGCUUAUCCUCAAGGUUACAUUUGCCCACAGUGUGGUGAACGGUAUUCUCAGCUCGACGCAUUCGCCCUCAGUAACUCGCUUGGAGUCUUUAUCUGUUCCAUUUGCGAUGGAGAACUCCAGGACGAUGAUACCAGUGACGAAGCCAAAGCAAAGCAGGCUACGCAAGCUAGACUUAUGAGCCAGCUGCAACCCAUCAUUGAUAGUUUGCGCCGCAUUGAUGAUACCUCUAUCCCAGACAAUACCUUUCAAAGCUCGCUUAGCGAGGCCCGGCCUCCUCCGGCCAAGGUUCCACCAGGUCAAUUUGCCAACGGUUUGUCUAAUUUUUACGAUACAGGCAACGGCUAUGGUGGUACUUUCAACAAUUACGCAUCAUCGUCCGCAUCUCUAACGCAACAAAAUGGUGCGGCUUCGCUCCAAGUCAACAUCACUUCGAAAUCUGAAACUGCAGCUCUGGAAAAACAGGCCCAAGAAGCAAAGGCCCGUCAUGCCGAAGAAAACGCUCUGCCUACGUGGCAUCUCGAAAGUACAGUUGGGAAAACAAUGUACGCUGGAGACAGCGAUAUUGUCCCCGAUAUGUCGGGAGAUACUAAGCAUGAUGACAAAAGCAAAAUCAAUUUGGAUAUUGAUAACAAGGCUGGUAUUAUCACAGGCGCAGGUGCUACAGCUAAUACAGAAGAAAACAAUUCCGAUAUCGCCGCUUACUUUGCUCGUCUCGAGGCUGCUAAAAAAGCAGAAGAAGAGGAAGAAGAAGAUGACGAUGAUGACGAUGAUGAUGCUGAUGAUGCUGAGUUUGAAGAUGUUGUUCCUGCAACUGAAACUAACACCAAACCAGCCUCUGCUCAAGAUGAUGAUGACGACGACGACGAUGAUGAUGAUGAUGAUGAUGAAGAUGAAGAGUUUGAAGACAUCUAA
Messenger RNA from Magnusiomyces paraingens, 1218 nucleotides. RefSeq lists its product as uncharacterized. NCBI's taxonomy places the organism in Eukaryota, Fungi, Ascomycota, Dipodascomycetes, Dipodascales, Dipodascaceae. Bases 1 to 1218 code for a protein of 405 amino acids. The record is from RefSeq and is a predicted model, not a curated record. Gene Ontology annotation, biological process: transcription initiation at RNA polymerase II promoter; transcription open complex formation at RNA polymerase II promoter. The transcript has 4 exons. Gene Ontology annotation, cellular component: transcription factor TFIIE complex.